AUGAUGGUAUGGGGUUACGACAGGCGUCAUGACCCACGCUCGUUGGGACAAGGCUCUCACUUGAAUAUACGCUACAAGACCGCACUCGCGUCCCGCGAGAUCCGCCUCUGGGGUGACAACAUUUCGAAAUACGUGAAGAAUUCCGGGUUGAUGAUAAGGCUUUCUGUUCCAAUGAAUACGGACGCUCUCACCCUCCAUUCAACUAUCCCCAUGAUGAACGACUGCAGUCCAGCAACGGAGCAUGCUGGAUUGAAUCUUUCGUCCAGCAUGCAGUUGCAGCAUCCAGCAGCUGUACGGCACGAUCACUCGGACCAAGACAGCUUUUGCUGGAUCAAACAAGCGGAUAAACCUCCACUAGGUAUCGGUGAUUUUUUGAUCGGCUUCUUCGACGUCAUAUUUGAUGUAAAUUGGCAGGAUCCACACCGCUACAGCAUUGAAAACGUGCUUCAAAUCCAAGAUGAGAUCGUCAUUGUCGAAACCAAACUUGCUAGAGAAAAAAUAUUACUGAGAAUAAUCCUCGUCUCACCUCAACAAAUGGGCAGUCCUGCAGAGAUGACGUCUGUCUACAAGCGUCUCUCAGCUCUGUGGAUCACUAUGCCUAAUAACCUGGAAGGAUUUCCAGGGAAAUUGCUAUCUUUUUGUGGUCAGGCUGGAUUUGCAAGCGAGCAGCAACCAGAAACUGAACAAAAGCAAAAUGAUCCUGGAAACACUAUCGCCGACUCAAACAAGAUGAAUGACCCACUCAAAACGACAAGCGCCCAAAAACCACCACAAAGCAAUUUCUCGCUGUCAGGAAUCCCCAUGGCUUCUGUGAGUAUUGCCUCAACCGAAUUUCCGGAGCGCACACUAAUGAAUGUACAGCACUCUCCUUCACAGGAACAGCGUAUGGCAUCACACAGCGAAUCCUCAGACGGUAGACCAGCACUUUCUGUCUCGGCGGGGGGUUUUGUUAAUUCCCCGCUAGCACAAAGGAACAUUAUGGAAGCAAUACAUUUCAGAACCAAUCAACAGCAGGAAAUCCCUCAGCCAGGAAAAUUUUCGUCAUCAGAUACAGGACCUACAUAUUUUGCUCCGCAAAUGAAUACUUUGAAUGCUGACUGGGCUCAACAACAAAUGGGAUUCGGGUCAAAACUCCAACAGCCUCCGAAUACAUCAGUACCAAGAAAUGUCUACAUGCCCUCUCAGAAUCAAGGUUACUAUAGUUCUAUGCCCCAAUAUCAACAGUUUCAGAUGUCAUCUCCACUCUCAUCACAACAGCAAGCCAGCUUUCCAUCAGGUAACACACGUCUUCCGCAUCCAUAUUCCCAAGAAAGCUUUCCAAAUAUUCAAAUGGAAAACGCUUACUUGCCUCAAGGACCACCACAAUUUAUUUAUGGAAGAGGAUACUCAAAUGAUCAAGGCCAGCUCGAUCCACAAAAACUCUGGUCACAUCAAAUGAAAUACCCAGGGCAAUCAAAUGUUCCAAUGACAGGAAGCUCUCCCUCGAUAUUUGUGGGCCCAUCCGGACAGAACCUGCAGUAUAACCGAAUAAUGGCACAGCAGCUGCAACAACAGCAACGAGAGAUGCGUCCAAUGCAAACUCAUCCAGAGAUGCCCAACUUCAACAGUGCUGGAUCCAUGUGGUCAUCUAAUCCAUAUCAGCAGCUGACUCAGUCACAGAGUCAUAAUUUCCCCCAAAGAGUGGAUUUUAUGUCAAACCAAAGCCUUCAAAACACAGACCAACAAAUGGUAUUUUCAGGCAUAUCUCUACCAGGCAAUUUCUCUUCAAACCAGGGACCCUACUCUCCUUAUCAAGGACCGCGUGCCCAAGGCGGUGGUCAGGUCAAUGCACCUCGGGAAUGGGACAUGAGCCAUGGGAACCAGACGAUGACCCAGGCUGAUGAAGGGAUGCGUAGGGUCUUGUCUCAAUUCAUGAACUUGGUGAGGGCAAAUACAUCAGGAGGACCCCAGAAUGUGGAUGCUCUGUUGAAGCUUGUCAAGGAUGCUAAGAACGGGAAUCACGAUAAUGGUACAGCUGUGCAGGAGGAGGAGCAAGAGUUGACCCUGGCUGAGAAAAUGAAAGAGAAAUGCAAGAAAAUUGAUGGAUUUGUUUGGCAACUCAGGCGGAAGAAAGUGAUGGAAGAUGAAAAAAAUCGUUUGGCAAAGUAUGAUAUUGGCAAGCGACGAUCCGACGGAGGGGCGGGAAAGGUGCUCAUGCUCGUCGGUGCCACAGGAGCAGACCGCAUCCGCCUUACUCAGUGGCUCCACGUCGUCAAGAAAAAGCCGUGA
Molecule: messenger RNA, 2268 nt
Organism: Darwinula stevensoni
Lineage: Eukaryota; Metazoa; Arthropoda; Ostracoda; Podocopida; Darwinulidae
Source: the annotation of a GenBank genome assembly